This is a messenger RNA of Pomacea canaliculata, 2113 nucleotides long. Its product is annotated as cyclin-dependent kinase 1-like. The coding region runs from base 172 to 1080 and encodes 302 amino acids. The transcript has 8 exons. NCBI's taxonomy places the organism in Eukaryota, Metazoa, Mollusca, Gastropoda, Architaenioglossa, Ampullariidae. Gene Ontology annotation, cellular component: nucleus. The record is from RefSeq and is a predicted model, not a curated record. Gene Ontology annotation, biological process: G2/M transition of mitotic cell cycle; protein phosphorylation; mitotic G2 DNA damage checkpoint signaling. Gene Ontology annotation, molecular function: cyclin-dependent protein serine/threonine kinase activity; ATP binding; RNA polymerase II CTD heptapeptide repeat kinase activity.
GAGUGUUUUUUUGGUUGACAACAACGCUGUACAAGAGCGAUUCUGAUUGGUUUAUUCGAACUGGCCGCUAUUCCUGCGACAGGAGUGUGCUGAAGUUACUCGUGAAUCAGUCCUCGAUCUUUCUUUUAUGCCACUGGUUUUUCACGUCUGAAGUUGUGGUUUUUUACCAAGAUGGACGAUUAUGUUAAAAUUGAAAAGGUUGGAGAAGGCACAUAUGGAGUGGUCUACAAAGGCCGCAACAAGAAGACCAGUCGUCUUGUGGCACUUAAAAAAAUACGCCUUGAGACAGAAGAAGAAGGGGUGCCAUCCACUGCAGUGAGAGAAAUCUCUCUUCUCAGGGAACUGCAACAUCCAAACAUUGUGUGUUUGGAGGAUGUACUUAUGCAAGAAAACAAGCUUUACCUGGUGUUUGAGUUUCUUUCCAUGGACCUCAAACGCUAUAUGGACACCAUUCCUGCAGGACAGGCAAUGGACAGGAUGCUUAUAAAGAGCUACAUGUACCAAAUUACCCAGGGGAUUCUCUUUUGCCACAUGCGAAGAGUUUUACAUCGUGAUCUCAAACCUCAGAAUCUGUUAAUCGACAACAAUGGAACCAUCAAAAUUGCAGACUUUGGUUUGGCUCGUGCUUUUGGUAUCCCUGUCAGGGUGUAUACUCAUGAGGUUGUGACUUUGUGGUAUAGGGCCCCUGAAAUUUUGCUGGGAUCUACAAGAUAUGCAACAGCUGUAGACAUCUGGAGCAUGGGGUGCAUGUUUGCUGAAAUGAUCAACAGACGACCUCUCUUUCAUGGGGAUUCUGAGAUUGAUCAGUUGUUCAGGAUAUUCAGGACUCUAGGCACCCCAACAGAAGAAACUUGGCCAGGAGUGAGCCAGCUUCCUGACUAUAAGGCAACAUUCCCCUGCUGGAAAGGCUCACAGCUCCACACGGCAGUCAAGGGCUUAGAUAACCAGGGCAUGGACCUGCUACAGAAAAUGCUGUUGUUUGAUACUGUGCAUCGCAUUUCGGCAAAGGUUAUUCUUCGUCAUCCCUACUUCAGCAACCUCGACAAAGUCAACCUGCCAGCUGCAAGGCAUUUUCCUUAAACUUCAACAUAUCAUGUAUUGCAAUCUCACAAAUCUUUGGCAGGGUGCUUGCUAUUAGUAUGUUUGCGUACCUGUAUGGAGAGGACAGGCCAUCGUUUCCUUGCAUGUGACAAUGAAGAAUGAUGGAUCAAAGUGAAUGAUUAGGAUGGGGGUACAGAUUAAAGAAUGGGUCAAAACAAAAAAAUUCUAUAUCUGCUGAAGUGUUAAGGACAUGGACCAAACCUUGGUCAGUCUAUUUAAAAUUUGUUGAUUUUAUUUUUCUUUUUGCUUUUGGCAGGGGAUGGGUGGGGUGAUGGCUUAAGUGGAAAGGGAGAAUUCUUCCAAGCAUGCUAGAAAGUAAUGAGAAAGCAAUGAAACACUUCUUUUGUAACUGUAUGAAAUGUUUGUGAGUCAGUACGUGCAUGGUUAGACUUGCCAAACAUUUGUGGUUUAAUUGUACACAUUCAGCAGGAUUCAACGGAUUGGCUUCGGUCCUCAAUCAUGGAGUUAGAUGAUUUGUGAGACAAGCUACUGGGACAUGUUGAGUGAUUAGAAAGGAUGGUUUACUACCCCCGCUCCCCCCUACUUCCACCAGUGUGUUCAUUUUGUAUUAAAAUACAUCUUAAUCUUUUUCUCCUUCUCUCCCUUUCCUUUUUAGCAUGUGAUAUCCGUUACAUUAACUUUGUACAUAAUUGUUAAAAAUGAUGAACUCAGUUUUGCAUGGCUGUAUGGAUGACAUGGCAAUUGUGGUCAUUGCAAAACUUCAACACAGUCUUGUCAAAUAUUGCAGAAACAAUACACCACAUUGUUUACGCAAGGUGAAAUUCACAUUGCAGUUUGAUCAUUCGUGUACCAUAUCUAGGCUGAUGUAUUCCAUAGUUUGCAAUCAUGAAAUUAUCUCUUCCCCACAAACGUGCAGCAUAUUGUCAUUUACUAUCUUUUCUUUGUCGUUUAAAGGACCUGAUUAUGUGGGUUUAAGGUUUGCAAGCGAUGGUUUAGCUGCACCCCACACUGUGUGUGCUCAGCUACCCUUUAUUAAAGCUCAAGUCUAGUU